AUGUUUGACAUGGUUGAAGAUAAAUACAUCGGCCUCGCUCUGGCCAUUGCCUCUACCCUCGCCAUCGGUACCAGCUUCGUCAUCACCAAAAAGGGCCUGAAUGACGCGGCGGACAAACAUGGAUUCGAAGGAGAUGGGUUUGCCUACCUGAAAACACCUCUGUGGUGGGCUGGCAUCGUGUCUAUGGUCAUUGGAGAGAUUGCCAACUUCGCCGCAUACGCUUUCGCUCCUGCUAUUUUAGUGACGCCUCUGGGUGCUCUCAGUGUACUGAUCGGCGCUGUCCUCGGCGCCUACUUUUUGGACGAAGAACUGGGAGUUUUGGGCAAGCUGGGCUGUGCCAUCUGCCUCCUUGGAUCCAUCAUUAUCAUCCUCCACGCGCCGCCUGACGCCCCUAUCGACACAGUGGACCAGAUACUCGAAUUUGCAAUGAAGCCAGCGUUUAUAAUAUAUUGUCUGGCCGCAAUUGUCUUUUCCACUGUAAUGAUCUACAAGGUCGCCCCGACGUAUGGCAGGAAAAACCCAUUAAUAUUCAUUUCCAUAUGCUCAACCGUUGGGUCGGUCUCGGUCAUGUCGGUUAAAGCUUUUGGAAUCGCCGUCAAGCUGACCUUUGCUGGAAACAAUCAGUUUACCCACGCCUCGACGUACGUGUUCAUGAUUGUUACGGUGGUGUGUAUUUUGACACAAAUGAAUUACCUUAACAAGGCGCUGGCGCAGUUCUCGACCUCGAUUGUCAAUUUAUUGUACUAUGUCACUUUUACCACCGCCACGCUCUGUGCAUCGUUCAUCCUUUUCCAGGGAUUCAAUACCACCGACGCCGUCAACACCAUCUCCCUCCUUUCCGGUUUUCUGGUCAUUUUUGCCGGAGCGUAUCUACUCAACUUAUCUCGAGGCGACCCAGAUGGACACCGAAUACUCAACAAUAAGAUCAAUGAGGACGGAAUUCCAACCGAUCCACUGGCCACUUAUUCUACGAGGAGGAGCAUGCAAGCCAGGAGAAGCUUCGAUCCGCAUCGGAGGAGUAGCAGUUUAACGUUCAGUCCAGGUGGCCUGCGCAACAUGAAUGGCGAAAAUGCAGGGCUGAUGCACAGUUAUGACGUGGAACACAAUGCUUUUGGGCUGACAGACUUGGUGGAGGAUCCAGAUGAGAUACAGGGCGGAAGUGGAAGUCGAAGUCCGAAUGGAGCAGCAGUGACCCAGGUAUCGCAUCCUCCACACUCAAAGAGCAUGGACCGGUAA
Exophiala aquamarina CBS 119918 is the source of this 1236-nucleotide messenger RNA. RefSeq lists its product as uncharacterized. The transcript is spliced from 2 exons. Bases 1 to 1236 code for a protein of 411 amino acids. NCBI's taxonomy places the organism in Eukaryota, Fungi, Ascomycota, Eurotiomycetes, Chaetothyriales, Herpotrichiellaceae. Gene Ontology annotation, cellular component: membrane. Gene Ontology annotation, biological process: magnesium ion transport. Gene Ontology annotation, molecular function: magnesium ion transmembrane transporter activity. The record is from RefSeq and is a predicted model, not a curated record.